This is a messenger RNA of Caenorhabditis auriculariae, 228 nucleotides long. The record is from the annotation of a GenBank genome assembly. NCBI's taxonomy places the organism in Eukaryota, Metazoa, Nematoda, Chromadorea, Rhabditida, Rhabditidae.
AUGCGCCGACACAUGGGCCGAGAGUCUCGCGCCACGGCGAUCACCUGUGGCAGGGCGCCGGCGGAUUUACCUGAUGCAGGUACUCGAGUAACUCCCCGGAGAGGCCCACAGAGACACAGAGAAACUGGUCCGAUCCCAUCGUGCCACACUGUCGCUGUUUAUUCCCUUGUUUUGUUCUACCUGACGUCGUUGAUCGACUCAGCAAAAAGUUAUGAAAAAGAGAAAUAA